Patiria miniata (bat star) is the source of this 2551-nucleotide messenger RNA. RefSeq lists its product as uncharacterized. The record is from RefSeq and is a predicted model, not a curated record. Lineage: Eukaryota; Metazoa; Echinodermata; Asteroidea; Valvatida; Asterinidae. Bases 408 to 1430 code for a protein of 340 amino acids. The transcript has 7 exons.
UAAAACUUACACCCGAGUCUCGCCGUAGACACGUGUGUAAUUUCAAGGCGUUGCCAAGUCGAGUCAUUUGGACACGGCUAUAGCCUGGUACAGUAUACUGUGUAUACCCCAAAAUAAAUGUACGAUUUCAAGUAGCGCUGCAGCGUGGAGCCAUCAUCUUCCCGAUGGUUCUGUACCGACGUGCUCCUUAUCAUCGCUGGAUCGUGGCCGGUGCUGACGGUGCUACUGGACGGCAUCCUGGACCGUCGUGGCCCCGGCCUGAUGUGGCUGACUUUCUGGGAUUCAACCUACCCAACCGUGUGGUUGCGAAGGCCGAUUUCUAAAGUUGGCCGAGAAUUUCUGAUGUGGUUAAAUAACACCGGUUUGGAAUUCCAAGCGGAUUCGUCCAAGCGAACGCUGAUGGAACCAUGUUCUUGGAACGAGGCCAACGAGGGAUCGUUCCCUGUCCUCUCGUCAUAUCUCGCCAAAUCUCGCCGGGUGACGUCGACGCAAUGUACUGGUACUAUGGCUCAACGAGCGGCACAUCCCUGCUCAUCUCGUACUUCUUGGGAUGGGUGGCUCCCCAAAACGGGAUCCCAGAGGGCGUCUAUGAUAUCGACAAUGAGUUCAAUCUCAUCAUUGAGAACGUCACCGCCUCCUGUGAGGGAACCUACUACUUUCAGUUGAAACCGCGUUUGAAAAUAAUAGAAGAGGGACAGGUUGAAGUUCGUAAUAAAGUCUCCCCAAGUCGUCCAUAUCCUACCGUCAUCGGCUGCAAUCAAGACCACGACGCAAACACGUGCGAGGUGAGAGUACGACACGACAGCACGGUGCAUAACCUGACCUGCGUCAUGGAGCAGGUCAAACCUGCCGUGGAAUUGAGGUGGAUCCGUCUGUUUUUGGGCGGGAAGACGGAACUGAACGCCUACAGAACAGUCAGGCCUGUAGUUCUACCGGCCUACACGAUAUCAGGUUCGUCGUUGAGGAACAACACCUAUUCAACUUCAGCAUCAAUCCAAGUUCCUUCGGUAGACGAUGAUGCGGAAUAUGUGUGUGAGGCAGUGGGUGUUGCUGUGGGGAAUAGUACGCGCACGAGGGUUCGCCUUACUAAAACUCACCCCACACCGGCAGCUCAUGGCACAACGGCAACUCGUGACACCAUGGCCACUCAUGACACGACGGAAUCUCAUGACACGACGGCAACUCGUGACACGACGGCAACUCAUGAUAAAACAGGCACAACUUCGGCUUUGGAUGGGGAAGUAGUGAGAACAGACUACUCCAUUGGAACCCAGACAACUGUCUUCAUGAUUGCGCCGAUGGUGAUAUCCUCAAUGUCACUCCUGUGUAGUGCUGUCUGCAUGUCAUGUGUUUGCAUGUUAUUCCGAAGACAGAAGGAUACGGCAAAGCCGAUGCCAAACGUUAAGUAUGAUAUCUCCAGAGCGUCUUAAGCUGAAUCCGUUUAAUAUAUUCUGAAUCAUCUUCAGACUAAGUAUAUGGAUAACAAUACAAGGAUUUCUGUGUGAUAAGAAACAAAAGAGUAAUCGUUUAUUUUUCUGUGAAGAAUAUGUUGUUUUCAUGCUAUUUAGUCAUUGUGGUUUUAAAGAAGCCACAUGUGAAAAACUCAGAGGCUGACUAACAACUGUAAAUAUUUUGCUAAACUGUAAAUAUUUUUGCUAAACUGUAAAUAUUUUUGCUUCUGACGUAUGAGUCAGUUGUUAAAAUAGCUACGGGAAGCGUCAUAUGUUUACACAUACAAGAGUAUGGAUGAGAGGUAACUGAAGGGAUUUCUGUGAUAAGAUACAUAGCGACUCAUCAUGUGUUCUAAUGUGGAAUUAUAGGUUUUUCCAUUUGCCAAAUAAGCUUGAUAUUACUUUUUACUUUAAAUAUUUUUCUAUGUGGAAAGUUCAAUCACUGCGCAGUGCUUUCAUGAAAGCAAACUAUGCAAGUCUGAGUUCAUUUUUCGUAGAAUUUUCCUACCUCCAUGCUCCAUGCUUUAUAUAAGGAUUUUUCUAUAGAUUUUGUAUGAUUAUGAUUUUUUUUUACUUUUUGUACUCUUGUUUGUAAUUCUUUUUACAGAUAAGCUAGAUUGUAAUAAACGUUAACAAAUGUGGUUAUUUCUUUUACUAUAAAAGUGAACAAAUUAGUGUUCUUUUUAGACUUUUGUUGUAAAACGCUGGCGUCUUCAUGUGACAUUCAAAUCGCUUUUUGCUUUUUGCUUUCCAGCCAAGACAUGAUUUUUUUUGUAAUAGAAUAUAAGAUCGACAGAUUAAUCCUGUACUCUGUGGUAAACUGGGUUAGAAUGCAAAGAAAAGGUUGUUGUUUUCCAUGUGGUUAAUCAACUGCUGGUGCAAAUCGCAUGUGACUUUGAAAUAUUCGCACGUUGUUUGUGUUAAAAUUGAAAUGCCUCACAAUAACUAAACAGACGAUUUCACGGUUUCCAACCCAAAAAAAAAGAAUUUUCAAUUUCUUAAUAUUUGCAAAAACGGCGUGUUCUUUGUUUUGUACACAAUUCAAAAAAAUAAAUGUAUUCUUUUUGUGUCGGCAAGCUUGAAUACAAAUAAGCCUAUAA